Molecule: messenger RNA, 6359 nt
Organism: Dermochelys coriacea (leatherback sea turtle)
Lineage: Eukaryota; Metazoa; Chordata; Testudines; Dermochelyidae
Gene: FKBP15
Product: FKBP prolyl isomerase family member 15
Exons: 30
Coding region: 118-3903 (1261 amino acids)
Cellular component (GO): growth cone
Molecular function (GO): peptidyl-prolyl cis-trans isomerase activity
Source: RefSeq, a predicted model, not a curated record
GCAAGCGAGUCCUGAGGCGCGGCGGGGCGACAGUUUUGCGACACACGCUAGAGCUGUCUUAGCCGCUGUCCGCUUCCGAGUGCAAGCGGCCGCCGAGACCGGCCGUCCUGAGGCAGCAUGUUCGGGGCCGCGGAGGAGGAGGACGCGGACUUUCUGUCCCCUACGGGCGGCACCAGAUUGGCCUCUCUCUUUGGAUUGGAUCAAACUGUAUCAGUCCAUGGAAAUGAAUUCUUCCAAUAUACAGCACCAAAACAGCCUAAAAAAGGCCAACCAGCGGCGACAGGUCAGCCAGCCCAGAAGAUGCCUACAACCACAGCGGCUUUAGCAGCCCCAUCAGUAUUUGUCGCCGCAGCAGUUCAUGCCUUUCGAUACAUAAAUGGGCAAUAUGUUAAGCAAGGCAAGUAUGGAGCAGCUGUGGUGGGGAACCAUGCUACCAAAGAGUAUAAGAUCCUCCUUUAUAUCAAUCAACAGCAGCAGGUCACGAUUGCCAGGAUCCAUCCAGGGUUUGUGCUCACGGUUCAGCCCAACAACUACAGUACAUUUUAUGAUGAUCAGAGACAAAACUGGUCGAUCAUGUUCGAGUCAGAAAAGGCAGCCAUGGAUUUCAGUAAACAGCUAUGCAUUGCCAAAUGCAACAGCAUCCCUUCACUGGACUCAGUAGUGUACCAGGAUCUCAUUGUUGGAGAGGGGCAGGGAUUGGAAGUAGGAGACUCUCUGGAGGUUGCCUAUACUGGUUGGCUGUUCCAGAACAAUGGGCUUGGACAGGUGUUUGAUUCAAACGUCAACAAGGACAAGCUGUUGCGUCUGAAGCUGGGUUCUGGAAAAGUCAUUAAGGGUUGGGAAGAAGGGAUGAUGGGGAUGAAGAAAGGGGGAAGACGACUUCUCAUUAUUCCUCCAGCAUGGGCUUAUGGGUCCCAAGGAGUAGCCAGUCGCAUUCCUUCUGAUUCCACCCUGGUUUUUGAGGUGGAAGUUAAGCGGGUGAAGCUGGUAAAGGAGUCUGGCACUGAUGGGCAGAGUAUUAGUUCUAGGGAUUCUUCUGCAUCUUCCCCAGUACCCAAUUCGGACAGCUUCUCCGCAGACCCUGUCGGAUUGCCUCCUUUGACAAUACCUCUCAAGCCUGGAGAGCCAGCUGUUCGGACCAAGUCUAACUCUAUAAAUGAACAACUAGCAAAUCCUGAUGUAGCAAAAGCAAAGCUGAUUUCUCGGAUGGCUAAAAUGGGACAGCCUAUGCUACCUUUCCUCGCAGGAACAGCAGGCACCCAGCUUGACUCCAGUGACUCAGAAAUAGAGGACCCAAAUACAUUGAGAGGAACAGCACAGCCUGUCUCUUCAUCCCCCAAGAGACCUUUCUCGCAGCCAGCUCAUGCAGUACUGCCUCAGUUGACAACACAAGUACCUCAGCCAUCUGUUUCUGGGCUCCAAGCACCCUCUGCUGCCUUAAUGCCUGCAACCCUCCAGCCCCAUUCAGCUCUUCCUGGAAGUGCACAGAGUUUUCAGCCGUAUGCAGGAAUGGCAUAUGCCUAUUCUCAAACUGCAGCUGCUUCUCAACUCCAGCCUGUAGGACAGAUGUAUCCAGCAUCUUUCCAAGCACCUAGUGACGUUACUUCAUUCUUGAUGACAGAAGCUCGACAACAUAACACUGAAAUCCGAAUGGCUGUUAGCAAAGUAGCUGAUAAAAUGGAUCAUCUAGCUGCCAAGGUGGAGGAGUUACAGAAACAGAACACUAGCAACAACUUGCUGCUACCUGGCAUCUCUUCAGUUACCAUGGAAACUGCCAUGAUCAUGAGCAAUAUCCAGCGCAUCAUUCAGGAGAACGAGAGGUUGAAGCAGGAGAUAUUUGAGAAGAGCAGCCGGAUUGAAGAACAGAAUGAGAAGAUCGGCGAAUUGAUUGGGCGGAAUCAGCGGUAUGUUGAACAGAGCAACCUGCUGAUGGAGCAGAGAAACAACUCAUUGCAAACAACAAAUGAACACACUCAGGCAAGGGUGUUGCAUGCAGAGCAGGAGAAGUACAUGCUGCCAGUGGAUCGGGGCUGGGACCAGGUCAAAGUUGCAGAGAAGCUGGCAGCUGCUACAUCACAGGUCUCCCAUCUGCAGUUGGAACUGACUGCUCACCAGAAGAAGGAGAUGGACCUGCACACACAGCUGACCACAGCCCUGCAGGAGGCAGAGAUGAAUGAGGCACAGCUCAACAAACUGCAAGCACAGCUAGCUGAGCUUCAAGAAUCCUCAGAAGACAUGCAAGCUAAAUUCAGAGCUGAGAAGCAGAGCCGCAGGCAACUGGACCUGAAGGUUACGGCGCUGGAGGAAGAGCUUGCAGACCUGAAAGUGGAGAAAGAGAACCUGGAAAAGAAUCUUGUUGAGAGGAAGAAGAAAUCCCUCUUGGAGAGAAGCCAGGCUGAGGAAGAGAUGGAUGAGAUUCGCAGGUCCUACCAGGAAGAACUGAACAAACUUCGACAGCUCCUGAAAAAGGCACGGACUUCAACUGAUCAAGCAGCAGCAGAGCAGCUGUCGCUCAUUCAGGCAGAGCUGGAAUCCGAGUGGGAAGCAAAAUGUGAGCGCAUGCUGGUCUCUGCCAAGGAGCAGCACUUAAGGCAGUAUCAGGAGGUGUGUGAACAGAGAAACUCUCAACAGCAGUGCAUCACCCAACUGGAAGAGAAGCUCUCAGCUCUGAAACACUCUAGAAAUGUCGAGGAGCAAAAACGAUUUGUGUUUCAGGAGCAACUGGCGCAAUUGGGGCCAAUCAACGAGAAGUAUUCAGUCCUACAGUCCCAUGUUGCUGCCCUGAAGGCUCGCUAUGAAGAGCGUAUUAGGGAGCUGGAGAAGGGUUCUGUACCAGAAAAUCAGGAGAGAUCUCCGCCUGCAGACUCUACAGAGGAGGUGAAAAAGAUCAUGAAUGGGGUAUUUCAGACUUUGAGGGGUGAAUUUGAGCUGGAGGAGUCGUACAGUGGCAGAGCGGUUCUCGGUGUUGUCAUGAACACCAUCAAGACUGUAACUCUGCAGCUGCUCAACAGACAACAGGAGAGGCAAGAGAGCAACAGUGACGAGGAGGAGGAGCCUAGAACUGGAGAGAGGAAAUGGGAAAGUCCACCAAAAGCAAAGGAGGACCAUAAAGGUGCUGUCCAGUAUGGGCCUGCACCAAGCACUGUGUGUCCAACUAAACCAGCUGGUGAGUGUGCUGGUAUUGCUACACCUCCCAGAUCUCCUGAGGAAGGGCAGAGGACCCAGAACACUACUGCAUCAGAAGUGAAGAUGAUCCAGGAGAUGCAUGAAGAGCAUACCUUCUCUGAAUCGGUUCAGCCAGUAAAGCCCAGCCAAGGGCUGGUGGAUCCUGAGGAGGAUGCAGACUCUGUACUGGCUGAGCAAAGGCAGGCAAGUGCUCCCAGUGGGAUAGCUCAGCAUGAAGGCAGCUCACAAAAAGUAGCAUAUGUUCAGGCAGAAACUCCAGAGCCCUCUAUUCUAGACACAAAGCUGGAAGCAAUGGAAGAGGUCAUGCCUUCGGAAACCCCAGCUACAGAGCACAAGGCAGAGGAGCCAGCAGGAGGACUGGAACCCCUGCCUCUGAAAAGUGCAGAGGAGGGGAGUUGUCUGGGAAUUCCAGAUGCACCCAGCUCUGAAAUGGGUACUAGCAUUUCUGACUUAACAUCUGAGAUGGCAGAGAAGGAUCCAGCCACCAACCACAAAACUACAGAACCCCAAGGACUGGCACCUAGCCCCAAGCAUAAGGAUUCCAGUCUUGCUGAGAACGACGAUGACUUAUUUAAAGUUGCAACCCAUAAACCACUAAAGCCUGGAGUUCCACCUGAAGAGGAGGAUGAGGAAGAAGUGAGCAUGAAAGGGCACCCUCCCCCAACCCCACUCUUUGGGGAUGAUGACGAUGAUGAUGACCUGGACUGGCUGGGAUGAAUAGCUGGAAGAUGAUUUGGGUGUGGCAAGCAAGCCUGUGAGCUUCCCCUUUGGGCACAUGGCCUCUUCUCAAGUGUAUUUUGGACUGACCAGCUGCAUUUCCUUGGGAUGUAAAUGGAACAGGCUUGGGACUCUCCAAGCUCCCAAGGUUGCAAGUUAACCGGGGCUGUAAGCAAGUGACAGCACUGCUGGGCAGUUGGACCCAAUCUCACUGGCCUGAUCACUAGCCCGGUUUAUGGGCAAGUUUAAGCAGCCAGCCACUCGUCCUGCAUGUUCCUGUCACUGUCCUUUUGUGCAGCAGAUACAGUGACGAAAACAGGGCAGAGAAAAUUGCUCCUCUCCCAGUACAAUUGAUACUAAACCAACAAAUAUGGAAUUCCAAAGAUCUGUGGGAUGUCAGAUUAACCCUUCACUAGAGACUCUUCUGGAUCCACCUGUAGGGCUUCACAUCCGGCCAUCACAAACAUGCUCACCAAGCAGUUAGAUGCCAAUUGAAAGUACAUGGAGUAGGUUACUAUGGAGACUUCUAAUCCGAGUAUUUCCCGCUCACGCACAUGCCUUGUGGAAACUGAAGGAGUUGAGUUAACAUAGGUGUUGAGUGUUGAACACUGAGCUGUAUAAAGCAAUCAGUGGUGCUCCCUGAGCCAAGGGGUACUCUGCAAAGACUGAAUGCAUCACAGCUCCAUGGAGCUCUGACGGGCUGAGACCAGAGUGCCAGGAGAACGAAUAUUCUGUUAAAUAUGGACCUGCAGCUUCUAGUAAGUGCUUUAAAGACUCCUCUAGUGUUUCCCUUUGUGAGAAUUUAAAUCCCUUUACCCUCACUAAAAUGAGUGACACUGAAGGGUUAUAGUAUGUUCAUGUGUAUCCAGUAUGUUCUUAAUGUGUGUGCCAGCACAUCCUGAAAACUAAUCCACAAUCCCCUUUCAAUGGAGGCAGCACGCUGGCUGAGUGUAGGGCCAAGGAUGAGACUGAGAUUGCCUUUCUCCUAGCCCCUCUACCUAUUGUGAACCUUCAUGCUUUUAGGGCUGAGCUGUCCCACUAGCCUGUCCAAACCACAGACGAAAAGCCUGCAGAAGAGGCAGCCUGUUGCUCACCAAGUGUACAGGUGCAGUGAAACAGAAAAAUUUUCAGCUCCCAUUGACCAUUUAACUAUGUGUGGCACUUGGCAGCAGUGCAGUUCUGAUUAUGAUAAAUAUCUGCACAACAAAACUUUUUGCCUCCUACUCACUGCAAAGUCUGACUCCGUGAAACCACUGUGUCCCACAACCCCUGGCUGUUAGCACUCCCCACCAGUCCCACCAAAGGCACAGUCUGCUCACCAUGCAGUCUGCUCACACCCCCAUACGUACUUCUAACCUGCAUCAGAGAUGGACAUACAUGAUGUGAAUGAUCAUCUGAGGCUGCACUUUGCCAUUGGCAAUAGAAACCCCACAACAACAGCACUACAGACAACAAGAUGUUAGUGGGUUCCCUGUCCAAACAGAGGACGGAGUUACUCUGGGCAGUCAUUUGCCAAUCUGCUGUGCCUUUUUUCUCUGCUGCUAAACGUGGCAGGAUUGUAGUAUAAACUAGAACCCCUUAGAUUAAAGGGGCACUGUUAAAUUAUAGAGGAGAAUGUAUAUAUCUUAACUGGCUUAUUCAGGACACCAUAGGUUAUUGGAACAGAAUUUGUAAAUCCAAUUUUCAUUCUUUGUGCUCUAUUUACUUUUCACUCAGCUGUGAAGUUUCAAUCUUAUUUGUUCAUUUUCUAGUCAUCUCACUUCCAGGGUCUCUCCUGUACACAACCCUGCAGCAUUUUGAGUUGCAAAUAUUGCACAUGAGGGGAGGGAACAAAUUGUUUUUAAAAACAAACACUUCCACUUAAAUUAUAAUAGCAUAAUGGAAACUGUUUAGAUCUGUUCUAGGUUCUGUGAACACUUUUUUUACAAAAAUACCUGAGCAAAAUUUGCAAGUGUUCCUUUAAAUAUAGAAUAACUUAUUUUAAUUCAGGCAGUGGCGAGUACAAACUUGAUUGACAGCAGUGACUCAAUACCCAAGGGCUGCUUUGCUUUAGUGAAUAAAAAUGGAAUAAGUAGCCAAAUUUAAAUAAAAAUAUGAGGAGGACUAACUCCUAUGAACCAGCCGAUGUACUGAAGUGUAAACACUUGUUUUCACAUAAGCCCUCUAGCUUGGGGUAGAGCACCUUGCUCUCAAGUAGAAGCUAUCUAAAGUCAAAGUAUGGAAUAAAUGUGUAAGAGCAAAGGGAUUAACACAUGUAAACGAGGUUUUCCAGAAGUCCCCUUCAUUGUGAUUGUCUCUCUGUAUCUGUCCUUUAAAUGUGAUCUUUGGAAUCAACAUGUCUGUGGAAACUGUCCCCCACUGGAAACACCACUAACUAUAUAACAAAUGCCAUGUCUUUGUCUCCUAUACAGAUUUGAUAAAACCUAAAAAAAUAAAAGUGCAAUUAAACAAAUCUA